AUGGCCUCCAUGGGGAGCUCUGUGCCCUUCUUUCGGAGCUUUGCGCCCCGACUGUCUCUCUCGUUCUUCACCUGUCGUCAAUGUCUAGGACGCAGCCAAACUUAUGCCGCCAACUCCGUCUUCCGCCGACAGUUUGGUGCCUUCUCUUUUGCGCAGACGACUGGCAAGACCAAUUCGGCCGCUGUGUAUGCUAGAGUGAGAAAGGGUUUUCCGUCGGCUUGGAACCGGUCGGUUUCAAGUUCGGCAGCAGUAAAUGCGGUCGAGAACGGAGCUUCCAAAGCUAAAUCUAGUUUUCCUGAUGUCAGCGAUAAGAAGGUGGCCUACUGGCUGCUGGCAAGCGCUGCCAGUGUAUUUGGUAUUGUGGUGUUUGGUGGUCUGACAAGAUUAACGGAAUCAGGUCUGAGUAUCACCGAAUGGCGCCCUGUUACCGGGUCUCUUCCCCCCAUGACCGCAGACGACUGGGAGUCGGAAUUUGCCAAGUAUCGUGACUCCCCGGAAUUCCAGCUAUUGAACCCGCACAUGACCCUCUCCGAAUUCAAGUCGAUCUACUACAUGGAAUGGAUUCAUCGCCUCUGGGGUCGAUUCGUCGGUCUCUCGUUUGUGCUUCCCGCUGUAUACUUUGUUGCUAGGAAAAAGGUCAGCAAGCCGAUGGCUUUGCGCUUGGCUGGUAUCGCGGGCUUGAUUGGCUUUCAAGGGUUUAUCGGUUGGUGGAUGGUCAAGUCAGGACUGAAGGACGAUCUUUUCGCACCAGGUAGCCACCCUCGAGUGAGCCAGUACCGUCUCACAGCGCAUCUGGGGGCUGCUUUUGUCUGCUAUGUUGCCAUGUUGUGGAACGGACUUGCGAUCUUGCGGUCCCAUCGUCUUCUCACUGAUCCAGAAGCUGGCACCAAGUUGUUAGACUCUCUUCGUGACUCGAAACUUAAGGUCUUCCGUCGAUCGGUUGCCGGGCUCGCUCUUUUGGUGUUUGUAACGGCUAUGUCUGGUGCUCUAGUCGCUGGUCUUGAUGCCGGCCUGAUUUACAACGAGUUCCCCUUCAUGGGCAACGGCCUGGCGCCACCCAAGUCGGAACUGCUGGAUGCACGAUAUUCGCGCCAUGAGGAUCGGUCAGAUCUCUGGUGGAGAAACGUGCUUGAGAACCCGUCUCUUGUUCAGUUGAAUCAUCGUAUUCUGGCCAUGACCACCUUCACCAGCAUCAUGGCUCUCUGGGCGUACUCGAAGUCUCCCGCUAUGAAGCGCCUCCUUCCACCCGUUGCAAAGAAAGGCGUCCAUGGCGUCGUUGCUUUCGCAUUCAUGCAAGUGGGUCUGGGAAUAUCGACCCUGCUGUACCUCGUUCCGACUCCUCUGGCGUCCGCCCACCAAGCAGGAAGUUUGUUCCUUCUCACCUGGGUCCUCGUUUUGGGAAGUCGAAUCUGGCACCCGUCGAGAACGGCCAAGCUGCUCCAAAUGGCGGCCAAGACUCGUAGCCAGGCCCUGUCGAACGCUGCUACCCAUGGUCCUCGCCAGCUAUGA
Messenger RNA from Aspergillus tanneri, 1509 nucleotides. RefSeq names its product cytochrome c oxidase assembly protein cox15 (gene cox15). Lineage: Eukaryota; Fungi; Ascomycota; Eurotiomycetes; Eurotiales; Aspergillaceae. The transcript is spliced from 2 exons. The record is from RefSeq and is a predicted model, not a curated record. Gene Ontology annotation, molecular function: oxidoreductase activity, acting on NAD(P)H, heme protein as acceptor. Gene Ontology annotation, biological process: heme A biosynthetic process. Gene Ontology annotation, cellular component: mitochondrial inner membrane. The coding region runs from base 1 to 1509 and encodes 502 amino acids.